Molecule: messenger RNA, 3230 nt
Organism: Vicugna pacos (alpaca)
Lineage: Eukaryota; Metazoa; Chordata; Mammalia; Artiodactyla; Camelidae
Source: RefSeq, a predicted model, not a curated record
AUGGGCAAAGGCCCUGUGUAUGAGGUCACUUGGUACUUUGUGCUGGAUUUCGAGGCUGGCAUCCUGCAAUAUUUUGUGAACGAGCAAAGCAAGCACCAGAAGCCUCGAGGGGCCCUGUCUCUGUCCGGAGCCAUCGUGUCCCUGAGUGACGAGGCGCCCCACACGCUGGUUGUGUACUCUGCCAACGGGGAGAUGUACAAACUGAGAGCUGCUGAUGCAAAAGAGAAACAGUUCUGGGUGACUCAGCUUCGAGCGUGUGCCAAGUACCACAUGGAGAUGAAUCCUAAGACUCCUCCGAGCGCCCGGAGCCGAAGUCUCACUUUGCUUCCCCACGGGACACCAACUUCUGCGUCUCCCUGUAGCCAGCGACACCUCGGCGCGGGAGCCCCCGGUGUCAUCACCAUCACGCAUCACAAGUCUCCUGCGGCCGCCCGACGAACUAAGAGUCAGUACUCCGGCCAGCUUCACGAAGUCAGAGAGAUGAUGAACCAGGUGGAAGGACAGCAGAAGAACCUUGUGCACGCCAUCGAGUCUCUGCCAGGGUCCGGCCCCCUCACUGCCUUGGACCAGGACCUGCUGCUCCUGAAAGCUACCUCUGCUGCUACCCUCAGCUGCCUCGGGGAGUGUCUCAGCCUGCUCCAGCAGAGCAUGCACCAGGUGGGCCAGCCCAGCCACCGGCCAGGGCCCUCAGAAAGCAUCCUGGGAUGGCACGGGCCCAAGUCACAUUCCACAGAGCAGCUGAAAAACGGGACACUUGGCUCUUUGCCAUCCGCCAGUUCCAACAUAACCUGGGCCAUUUUACCAAACUCCUCUGAGGACGAACAGACCUUCCCGCCGGAGCCGGAGCCAAACUCAGGUCCUGAAUUGAUUUUGUCUGAAGAUGAGAAAAGUGACCCUGAAGACCCGGAAGAGACAGAACUGGGCGUCAUGGAAGAUCAGCGCAGUGUAAUCCUCCACCUCAUCUCCCAGCUCAAACUUGGCAUGGAUUUGACCAAGGUGGUGCUUCCCACGUUCAUCCUGGAGCGGCGGUCCUUGCUGGAGAUGUACGCCGACUUCAUGGCACACCCGGACCUGCUGCUGGCCGUGACCGCAGGGGCCACACCACAGGAGAGGGUCAUUUGCUUCGUGGAGUAUUAUCUCACCGCCUUCCACGAGGGCCGCAAGGGCGCCCUGGCCAAGAAGCCCUACAACCCCAUCAUCGGCGAGACGUUUCACUGCUCCUGGGAGGUCCCCAAGGACAGGGUCAAGCCCAGGAGGACAGCUCCCCACGCCCCUGCUGGCCACGAACACCCGCUGGCUGACGAGCCUUCAAAAAACUACAAACUGAGGUUCGUGGCGGAGCAGGUGUCCCAUCACCCCCCGAUCUCCUGCUUCUACUGUGAGUGCAAGGAGAAGAGACUGUGCGUCAACACUCAUGUGUGGACCAAGAGCAAGUUCAUGGGCAUGUCCGUGGGCGUGUCUAUGAUAGGGGAAGGUGUGCUGCGGCUCCUGGAGCACGGGGAGGAGUACGUGUUCACCCUGCCCAGCGCCUAUGCCCGGUCCAUCCUCACCAUCCCCUGGGUGGAGCUUGGAGGAAAAGUCAGCAUCAGCUGUGCCAAGACCGGGUACUCAGCAACAGUGAUAUUCCACACGAAGCCCUUCUACGGGGGGAAGGUCCACAGGGUCACAGCAGAAGUGAAACACAACCCGACCAACACCAUCGUGUGCAAAGCCCACGGGGAGUGGAACGGGACCUUGGAGUUCACGUACAACAACGGCGAGACCAAGGUCAUCGACACGACCGCGCUGCCGGUGUACCCCAAGAAGAUCCGCCCCCUGGAGAAGCAGGGCCCCAUGGAGUCCAGGAACCUCUGGCGGGAGGUGACCCGCUGCCUGCGGCUGGGGGACAUUGAUGCGGCCACCGAGCAGAAGCGGCGCCUGGAGGAGAAGCAGCGCGCGGAGGAGCAGAAGCGGGAGAACCUCCGGGCGCCCUGGCAGCCCAAGUACUUCAUCCAGGAGGGUGACGGCUGGGUCUACUUCAACCCCCUGUGGAAGGCGCACUGACCGGCGGUGGCGCAGCGCUUUCAGAAAUAGCCCUGUUUUUGUAGGAAUUAAAGUGGUACAGUAUCGAGGCUCUGCUGGUCUUCACUGAGACCUCUUGCUCUCAUCCAAGAAAUGGUAUCUGAGAGAGAAAUGAGGUGCUGUGAAAAAGGCACCCCCAGACUCUCCUGUGGGAUUUCACUUAUUUAUGCCAGGAGCCACUUGGGGCCGGUGUGCGCACACGCGCACACUGUCCGUUGGGCGUUAUACACGUGUAAAUACGGCACCUACCCAUCUCGAAGUGGGUCACCUUGGGCUCCUUUUUAUCAGUGAGGUUGGAAGUUUUCUAUUUUUCACUUUGCCAAAAAUGUUUUGCACUCACAAAGGUGUUCUCCUUUGUUAACUCUCGUCAAAACAAAGGUGAGUUGGACCUGCCCCCGGUGUCCCUGGUAGAAGUGAAGGUGGCCGUCGCUGCCGUUGCCGGUGGGAGUGCCGCUGCCCUCCCGACGGUAACACCUGUCUGUCCAUCCUCGGGGCGAGAAGCCUCCGCUUGCCGCUGGAUGGGGCACCUCUGGGAGAACCUCGAGCCAGGCCUGCCUUGGAAUUUUCCGCCCGUCUACCUGUCUCAGCGCCUCUCUGGCAGUUUCUCAUAUUCAAAGCAUUCGUCAUACAUUUUUCAGAAGCUGCUUUCAUGGCAGAAAACGAGUCAUAUGGCGACUUCACUACUUUUAUGAUGAAAAAGGGCUUUAGAAAUUAAAUACACGCAUGCGUAACACACCUGCAGAACCACGGCCUCACUCUUGAGUUUAGUUUGGGGAAAGAGGAAAGAAUUUCCUGUGGGUUUUUUUUUUUUCAAAUGUACCCCUCUUGUUGGCCCCAACUGCGAGAAAACCACUGUGAUUAAAACGUACAUACAUAAAGCCUGCAUAAGUGCCCCAUGGUUUCAGUUGAAUUUCAGUCCUCAGCCUUUACAAAUGAGGUCAAGACAUGACUAGAAUAUAAAGCAAGGGAAAAGUGAAGUAUUUGAUUUUUGCUCACUGCUUAAUUUAUUUUUUACUGUGCCACUCUAAUGAGAAUAUUUAUAAAAUUCAGUAGCAUGAAUGCUUCUCUCUAGUAAUACUGAUUUUGUGCCUUUUGUCUGCUUUCUUAAGACCAACUGUUCACACUUUGUAGAUAUUAGACAUAUAUUUCGAUUAAACACUAUACUUAUC